AUGUCUUCCAAAAUUAUUCGUGUCGCAUUGGUAGGGCUCUCAGCCAAUGCAACUACAUCGUGGGCAGCAGCAGCUCAUCUGCCGUACCUCCAAUCUGCCCGAGGCCAGACUCAAUAUAAAGUCGUCGCUCUUCUCAACUCUAGCAAAGAAGCAGCCGAAAGAGCCCGAUCUCACUUCAAUCUCCCGUCGACUGUCAAAGCAUACGGUGACCCAGCUCAGCUCGCCGCAGAUGAUGAGGUCGACCUUGUUUCAGUUGUCACUCGGGUUGAUAAGCACUAUUCCGCUGCUGAGCCUUCAAUUAGGGCGGGAAAGGCUGUGUACGUGGAAUGGCCGCUUACGGAGAGCUUGAAGCGAAGCGUCGCUUUGCUGGGGGAGAACAAGGGCCGCGACACCAGCAUCAUCGGCUUGCAAGGCCGACUAUCGCCGGUAGCGUCCAAGAUCAAGGAAGUUCUGGCAUCUGGUAGAAUCGGAAAGGUCCUCGAUAGCCAGUUUAAAGAUUUCCAGAGCAAGCUCCAAAUCCGAUGGCCAGAAGUCGAAAUCGUCAAUAAUGAUGGUGUGAAACUGCGCACACGACAAAGUGAUAUUCCGGAUCUUAUUACCGCCCAUGGAGAGCUUGCCCCUGGUGUUGCAGACAUACAGGACGGCGCAACUUUAUCUACAUUUUUUAGAAGCGGGCCGACUUUCAAGGAUGAGCUACCGUAUGUGUGGUAUAUCCAAGGUCAAAGGGGAGAUCUGAAGAUCACAAGCCCGAUCGGACCAAUUCUCCAGGCCGCCACUGUACCAGGAGUCAAAAUCGAGCUUCACGACUGCAUCACGGAUGAGGUGACGGAAAUCCCAUGGGAGUCUGAGUGGAAGGAUUGGCAAAAUGAAUUGCAGUGGUUUCAGCAGGAGGAUAGAGAGGCUGUUCCGGUGGGAGGAGACUGGCCGAGGCUGGAGGAUGCUAUUCGCAGGCACGAGGAGCUAGACAAGAUGCUGAAUGAUUUCGACAAGACAAACUAA
Molecule: messenger RNA, 999 nt
Organism: Trichoderma virens Gv29-8
Lineage: Eukaryota; Fungi; Ascomycota; Sordariomycetes; Hypocreales; Hypocreaceae
Exons: 3
Coding region: 1-999 (332 amino acids)
Molecular function (GO): nucleotide binding
Source: RefSeq, a predicted model, not a curated record